This is a messenger RNA of Candoia aspera, 1870 nucleotides long. RefSeq names its product solute carrier family 38 member 8 (gene SLC38A8). Gene Ontology annotation, biological process: amino acid transmembrane transport. Lineage: Eukaryota; Metazoa; Chordata; Lepidosauria; Squamata; Candoiidae. The transcript is spliced from 10 exons. The record is from RefSeq and is a predicted model, not a curated record. Gene Ontology annotation, molecular function: L-amino acid transmembrane transporter activity. Bases 99 to 1415 code for a protein of 438 amino acids.
GACUUCCCUGAGGAGCAAGGGAGGGUGUUGUGGAAUUUUUGAAGUCUACUUAGAUCUGAUCAGCAAUAAAACACCCAAUCCUCCUUUUCUUUCCAGACAUGGAGGAGUUGGCUAGAGAGAGCAUCAGCUUGCUAGCCAAGCCUUCUCUGGAGUCUGAUAUCCCCCACCUUUCUUCAUCUGGAGCCAUCUUCAUCUUGCUAAAAUCUGCCCUUGGAGCAGGACUCCUGAAUUUCCCCUGGGCCUUCAAUAAAGCAGGUGGAAUAGCCCCAGCAGUCUUUGUGGAGCUGGGCUCUUUGAUAUUCCUCAUUAGCGGCUUAGUAAUCCUGGGUUAUGCUGCUUCCAUCAGCACUCAGACAACAUACCAGGGUGUGGUGAGAGAGAUCUGCGGGUCAGCUGUGGGCAAGCUCUGUGAAGUCUGCUUCAUCUUGAACCUCUUCAUGAUCUCCGUGGCCUUCCUCAGAGUUAUGGGAGAUCAGCUAGAAAAAUUAUGUGACUCUUUCUCCCCGAACGAAACCUUGAAUGGAGACACUUUUCGCCAGCCCUGGUUCAUGGAUCAACGCUUCACCUUGUCUGCCUUGUGCCUCCUGGUCAUUUUCCCUCUCUCUGUCCCAAGAGAAAUUGGGUUCCAAAAAUACACAAGCAUACUUGGCACUUUAGCUGCUUGCUACCUGGUGCUCGUCAUUGUGCUAAAAUACUACCUCCAGACAGGUCAUGUUGCUCAGCAGGAGCAUCACCAUUUUCCUAGUACUUGGGCCUCCAUGUUCAGCGUUGUCCCAACCAUCUGUUUUGGAUUUCAGUGCCAUGAAGCCUGCGUGGCCAUCUACUGCAGCCUGAGCGAUAAGCGGCUGUCGCACUGGGUGGUUGUGUCCGUGAUGUCCAUGCUGUUCUGCUUGCUGGUAUACUCCCUGACAGGUUUGUACGGCUACUUGACAUUUGGAGCUGACGUUGCUGCUGACAUCCUAAUGUCCUACCCUGGAAAUGAUGUGAUGGUGAUCAUCGCUCGGCUGUUAUUUGGCAUCUCCAUUAUCACCAUCUACCCCAUUGUCCUUUUCCUAGGAAGGUCAGUCCUCCAAGAUGUGUGCCUAAGCUCCAAACAGAGCUGCAUCUCGAAGGUAGAGCCCAGCGAGAAAUGGAUCCGAGUUUUGCUGACAACAGCCUGGGUCGUGGUCACCCUAAUCAUUGCUCUGUGUGUCCCUGACAUCAGUGAGGUGGUCAGUGUCAUUGGGGGCAUCGGGGCUUUCUUCAUCUUCAUUUUUCCAGGGCUAUGUUUGGUGUGUGCAAUGGAGACAGAAGCCUUCCAGCCAAGAACCAAGUCCUGUCUAACCACCUGGGGAAUCAUCACUGUCCUUUGUGGAGCUUUCAUCUUUGGGCAAAGCACAGCAUCUGCCAUCAUGGUCCUGCUACACAAACUCUAAGCCAAAGUCAUCAGCAAACACGAUGUUGCGUCCCAGAGACCACCUUCUUCACGGCUGGACUAUUGUGACAUGACGCUGAGUGUCACUGAUAGAUGCAGUAAAAUCUCAGUUUACCAGACUUAGUUUUAGCAGAUUUUGGAAGCAACGGAUGGAAUUUCAGCACCGGCAUUUAACAGAUGAAGUCCACCGUAUUGGGAAUAAUCCAGACAAUUUAUGCUAUUUCCUUUGCCUCACGAUGCGGAGAUUCACACGGUGAAGUUCACAUAAUUUGCAUCAUUAUAUACAAUGGUGCCAAUGGUGCCAGUUAUAUCAUUUGUCUCAUAAUGGAAAAGACCUGUUUUCUAAUUUCGGAGUAAUGUUCAAGGGUAACAGAGACCCCCUUCCCUAAGUGGCCCAUUAAACUGAGAUUUUACUGUAUUGAACAGCUGGGUAUAAUUUAACUCAUACCCACAUUU